Nycticebus coucang (slow loris) is the source of this 3572-nucleotide messenger RNA. It is a transcript of the gene DSG4, whose product is annotated as desmoglein 4. Gene Ontology annotation, biological process: homophilic cell-cell adhesion. Gene Ontology annotation, molecular function: calcium ion binding. Gene Ontology annotation, cellular component: desmosome; plasma membrane. The transcript has 16 exons. The record is from RefSeq and is a predicted model, not a curated record. Lineage: Eukaryota; Metazoa; Chordata; Mammalia; Primates; Lorisidae. The coding region runs from base 135 to 3248 and encodes 1037 amino acids.
CCAGAGUUAUCACCCAUGCCCUCCUAAAAGGGCGUCUCGAAGCGCAUCUUGCUGCAAAGCUGAAUUCAGGACCCAGGAGACCAGGACUAAAAUUAAAUCUCACUGGACUUCGAGUGCGAGAUUGACCCGAAGAAAUGGACUGGCUUCUUUCCAGAAACAUUGGCCUCUUCAUCAUUGUCACGGUGGUGCUGGAAGUAAACAGUGAAUUUAUUGUUGAGGUGAAAGAAUUAGACAUUGAAAAUGGCACGACAAAGUGGCAGACCGUCAGAAGACAAAAGCGGGAGUGGAUCAAGUUUGCUGCGGCCUGUCGAGAAGGCGAGGACAACUCGAAGAGGAACCCAAUUGCCAGAAUUCGAUCAGACUGCGAAUCAAACCACAAGAUUACAUACCGGAUCUCUGGGGUAGGGAUUGAUCGCCCACCAUACGGAGUAUUCACCAUUAAUCCUCGCACUGGGGAAAUUAACAUCACUUCUGUGGUAGACAGAGAGAUAACUCCACUUUUUUUGAUCUAUUGUCGGGCCCUGAAUUCAAAGGGUGAAGAUUUAGAAAGGCCUCUUGAGCUUAGAGUCAAGGUUAUGGACAUAAAUGAUAACGCCCCAGUCUUUUCACAAAGUGUGUACACGGCCAGCAUUGAAGAAAACAGUGAAGCAAAUUCUCUGGUAGUAAAGUUAAGUGCCACAGAUGCAGAUGAAGAAAAUCAUCUGAAUUCUAAAAUUGCCUACAAGAUCAUCUCUCAGGAGCCUGCAGGUGCACCAAUGUUCAUUCUGAACAGAUACACUGGAGAAGUCCGCACCAUGUCCAGUUUCCUUGAUAGAGAGCAACACAGUAUGUACAAUUUAAUUGUGAGGGGCUCGGACCGGGACGGUGCUGCAGAUGGACUAUCUUCCGAGUGUGACUGUAGAAUCAAGGUUGUAGAUGUCAACGAUAAUAUCCCCACCUUAGAGAAAACUUCAUACUCAGCAAGUAUUGAAGAGAAUUGUUUAACCUCAGAACUGAUGCGCUUACGAGCCAUUGAUCUUGAUGAAGAAGGCACUGAUAAUUGGUUGGCAAGAUAUUUAAUUCUCUCCGGAAAUGAGGGGAAUUGGUUCGAAAUUCAAACAGACCCAAAAACCAACGAAGGCAUUUUGAAAGUUGUCAAGAUGCUGGAUUAUGAACAAGCGCCUAAUAUUCAUCUUGGCAUCGGGGUUAGAAACCAAGCAGAUUUUCACCACUCUGUUGCUUCUCAAUUCCAAAUGCACUCAACUCCUGUGAGAAUUCAGGUUGUUAAUGUGAAAGAAGGACCCACGUUUCACCCAAGUUCUUUGACUUUUAGUGUGCCGGAAGGAAUAAAAGGAGAUUCCUUAUUGAAUUACGUGCUUGGCACGUACACAGCCAUAGACCUGGAUACAGGCCAUCCUGCAACAAAUGUCAGGUAUAUCAUAGGGCAUGAUGCAGGCAGCUGGUUAAAAGUCCAUUCAAGAACUGGCAAGAUACAAUUUUCUAGGGAAUUUGAUAAGAAUUCAAAAUAUAUUACCAAUGGGAUAUAUACAGCAGAGAUCCUGGCUAUAGAUGACAGCUUAGGAAAAACUGCGACAGGAACCAUAUGCAUCGAGGUUCCCGAUGUUGACGACCACUGUCCAGACGUGUUUCCUCACAGAGGAACCAUCUGCACUGACUUUCCAUCAGCCGUCAUCUCUGUCAGCGAUGAUGCCUACGGGGCACCCUUUUCCUUCUGCGUCGUUGAUGACCCACCAGGAACAGUUGAUAUGUGGGAUAUCAUACCAAGAAAUGCUACCUCCGCAAUUCUUAGAACUGAGCAGCCUUUACUUCUGGACCUUUACCAAAUCCCCAUUGUAGUGAAGGACAGAUACAACAGAAUAUGUGACUCCCCACAGAUGGUGCAGUUGUACACCUGUGAUUGUGACAACAACCACAUGUGCUUGGACUCCAGUACCACAGGCAUCCACACUGGGGACAUAACUAGUGACACAUAUGACCCUGUCACUGAGGACCAUGCUGAGGCAUCCAAUGUUGGUCUUGGACCAGCAGGGAUGGGCAUGAUUGCUCUGGGCGGCCUGAUGCUGCUUUUGAUGCCGCUCCUGCUGCUCAUGUGCUGCUGCAAACGGAGACAGCCCCAAGGCCUGGGGACGAGUUUUGCUCCUGUGCCUGAGGGGGGAGAAGGAGUGAUGCAGACCUGGAGAAUAGAAGGGGCCCAUCCCGAGGACAGGGAUGUUUCCAAUAUCUGUGUACCCAUGACAGCCUCCAACACCCAGGAUCGUAUGGAUUCCUCUGAAAUCUACAACAACACCUAUGCGGGUGGAGGCACAGUUGAAGGAGGUGUAUCAGGAGUGGAACUCAAUACAGGGCUUGGGACAGCCACUGGCCUCCUGGCGGGAGGAGCUGCAGAAGCAGUCAGGAGGAGGAGUUCCACCAUGGGAACCCUGCGGGAGUUUGCUGACACCGGUGUCAACACAGCUUUUUUGGAAAGCUACUUCUUAGAGAAAGCUUAUGUGUAUGCUGAUGAAGAUGAAGGUCGACCAGCCAAUGACUGCCUACUCAUCUAUGACCAUGAGGGAGCAGGGUCUCCAGUGGGCUCUAUUGGCUGUUGCAGUUGGAUUGUGGAUGAUUUAGAUGAAAGCUGCAUGGAAACCUUAGAUCCCAAAUUUAGGACCCUUGCUGAAAUUUGCUUAGACACAGAAAUUGAACCAUUUCCUUCACACCAGGCCUGCAUACCUAUCAGCACUGACCUUCCUUUGCUUGGACCGCAUUACUUUGUUAAUGAAUCUUCAGGAAUGACUCCCUCUGAAGCUGAAUUCCAAGCAGAAAUGGCAGCACCUGAACCCAUGGUUCAUGGGGAUAUCAUACUGACUGAGACUUACACGACUGUCGAUCAGUGUGUGCAGCCCACUACAAUUGUCUUUGAUCCUCAGCUUCCACCCAAUAUUAUAGUAACUGAAACAGUAAUGGCACCUGUCUAUGACAUUCAAGGGAAUAUCUGUAUACCCGCUGAGUUAGCCAACACACCCAGUGUAAUCUACGCUGAGAGAAUACUGGCUAGUCCUGGUGUACCUGACAUGAGCAAUAGCAGCUUGACUGAAGAUUGUAUAGGCCCUGUGAUGAGUGGAAGUAUUUUGGUAGGGCCAGAAAUUCAAGUGGCUCAAGUGGCAAGUCCAGACAUUCCCACUGGCCAAACCAUGGGCUCCGCAUCCCCAGUGACAUCUCAACACAGAGUAACACGAUACAGUACCGUGCAUUACUCCCAACAGUGAGUACUUGAUAGCCAGUACUCUGUAUUAAGAUUUUACAUCUUGCAAUCACCAACAUAGCCACCAAAGACACAUAAUGUACUAUAUUUAUUAUUUUAACAGGCAACAAAAAUUCAAAUAUUCUAAAUAUGAUGGCCCUCUUUGACAAUAUCUUUUUGAGGCUGAAUAUGGCUAGGGACUUGGGAUAAGCCUUUUAUAAUUAUUUCUGAUUUUAAAUAGUGUGUCAAAAAAUCCUGAAAAAAACAUAUUUCAUCCUUUACUACCGUCUAAUAAGUAGUAUAUAACUCAUUGCAAAUCCCACAGGUCUUGAGGCCUGUACAACCACUC